Molecule: messenger RNA, 1467 nt
Organism: Helianthus annuus (common sunflower)
Lineage: Eukaryota; Viridiplantae; Streptophyta; Magnoliopsida; Asterales; Asteraceae
Exons: 3
Coding region: 1-1467 (488 amino acids)
Biological process (GO): regulation of DNA-templated transcription; DNA transposition
Molecular function (GO): DNA-binding transcription factor activity; transposase activity; zinc ion binding
Source: RefSeq, a predicted model, not a curated record
AUGCAGACCGAUAUCAUGAGAAAAUUUGAAUGCAAAGUGAGUAUUGGGCAAUGUAGUAGAGCAAAAAAAAAGGUUUUGGAUGAUUAUGAAGGUGGUUUAAAAGAACAUUAUGCUAGACUUUCGGAUUAUAAAGCCGAGAUAUUAGAAACUAAUCCAGGGAGUACUGUGAAGAUGGUUGUGAAUGAAAUGGAGAAUGGAGAAGUUUACUUCAAUAGUUAUUAUAUUUGUUUUAAGGGUGUCAAAGAUGGAUGGAUAAAUGGAUGCAGAAAAGUUCUUGGUUUAGAUGGGUGCUUUCUAGAAAACAGUGGCCAACUACUAACAGCUAUGGGAAGAGAUGCCAAUAACCAUAUUUUUCCUUUGGCAUGGGCUGUUGUGUCUGUUGAGAAUAAGGAAAACUGGAAAUGGUUUCUUAAUCUAGUGAGGGAUGACAUUGAAAUGGAAAGUGGACUUGGACUAACUCUCAUUUCAGAUCAACACAAGGGAAUUAUAGAAGCUGUAAAGGACGUGUUUCCUUAUGCUGAGCAUAGACAAUGUGUAAGGCAUAUUUAUGCUAACUAUAAGAAAAAAUAUCGCGGAGAACAAUUUACAAAUUUAUUUUGGAAAGCUGCAAAGGCAACAACCGAGGAAUAUUUUGAGAAGAAAAUGGAAGAAUUGAAAAACAUUAACAAAGGGGCAUAUACCCAUCUAAUGGAAAGGAAUCCGGUUACUUGGUCAAAGGCUUUUUUCGAGCUUAAUAAGGCAUGUGAUGCGUACGAAAAUGGCAUGAGCGAAAGCUUCAACUCGCGCAUUCUAUCAGCACGACGGAAACCUAUAAUUACUAUGCUAGAAGAAAUCCGAACAUUUGUGAUGGAAAGAAUAUUUUUAAUGGCGAAAAAAGCUGGAAGAUUAAAACGUGAUGUCUGUCCGAAAAUCAGGAAAAAGUUAGAAGACAUCAAAAAGGAUCAAAGGUUUUGGAAGGUAGUUCCAAGUGAUAACACCGUAUUUGAAGUUAGAAGUGAAAAAUAUGCAUGCGUGGUGAACCUUGAUGAAAAAACUUGUAGUUGUAGAUUAUGGCAGUUGUCAGGCAUACCUUGUGUUCAUACAGUGGCAACGUUGUCCUUCGUUAACAAGGACCCAGAAACUUUUGUUAGUUCUUGGCUUAAAAAGGACAUGUUCAGAGAAGCAUACAAAUAUCCAAUCAAACCACUAAGAGGAAGUACAUUUUGGCCUAAAACUGAUGAUAUAAAACCUUUACCUCCAAAAGAGAGACGAAUGCCAGGUAGACCAGCAGUAAAGAGGAAAAGAAGCGCUGAUGAGAAAGAGAAAAAGAACCCGAAGGUUGGAAUUGGAAGAAAAAUGUCUUGUCAAAAUUGUUAUGAAACGGGUCAUAAUGUUAGGUCUUGCAAAAACGAGAAAAAAGACCCCCCACCAAAGGUGAAAAGGCCAAAAGGUAGACCUAAAAAGCGUGGUGCAACGAAGAAAGUUUAA